Molecule: messenger RNA, 4340 nt
Organism: Mya arenaria
Lineage: Eukaryota; Metazoa; Mollusca; Bivalvia; Myida; Myidae
Product: 2-oxoadipate dehydrogenase complex component E1-like
Exons: 22
Coding region: 39-2807 (922 amino acids)
Biological process (GO): tricarboxylic acid cycle
Molecular function (GO): oxoglutarate dehydrogenase (succinyl-transferring) activity; thiamine pyrophosphate binding
Source: RefSeq, a predicted model, not a curated record
GCCAAGGUCGAACCAACAAUAACUUACAAUUAGUGAUAAUGUUUCGCCAGGUAAUUCGACCUGGUGUUUUGUUGAAUGCAAGAUUAUCCUCCCUGAAUGUGUGUGGCUAUCACAGUAAGUCAGGAGUCUAUGGUAAUCGCCCUGCCAAGGAAGAAAAGCCAUAUCAUGCUGAUCCUCAGCACAUCACCAAUCGUAUCGAACAUGGUAAUAUAUACCGGCUUGUUGAGGCCUAUCGGACACAUGGACACAAGAAAGCCACUCUUGACCCAUUGGGACUGCAGCAGGAAAUGGACCCCCAUGAGCUAGCCCCUGAGCUUUAUGGCAUUAACCCAGGUACCAUGAAGACCGUCAAUGUGGACGGACUGUUUUACGGAGCUGUUGCGGGCCAGCAACUCUCUGUCGACGAUCUGAUUGGUCAACUUGAGAGGGAAUAUUGUGAUACUAUAGCUGCGGAGUUCCAGCAUUUAGAUACAGAGGAAGAACGAGAGUGGUUUGCAGAAGCAUUUGAGAAGAAAAACAGUAUUGAAAUCUCCAAUGAGCGGAAAACUGCAUUGGCCAAUCUGAUGCUUAAGUGUCAGGGAUUUGACCAUUUCCUGGCGAGCAAGUUUACAACGUUGAAGCGUUAUGGUGGCGAGGGUGGGGAAAGCAUGAUGGGAGUGUUUGAUGAAAUAUUCCACAAGUCUGCACAAGAUGGUGUGGAGGAGGUUGUGAUAUGUAUGCCACAUCGCGGUCGACUCAACUUCCUCACCUGUAUGCUUGAGUUUCCGCCCGUCCGUAUCUUCCAAAAGGUGUCUGGUAUCUCAGAAAUCCCUGAAGGUUUUAAAGGCACCGGAGAUGUUGUUUCACAUGCAUAUACAUCAGUUGAUCUCGAUUAUGAGGGCAAGAAUCUUCAUGUGUCGUUUAUACCUAAUCCAUCACAUUUAGAGGCUAACAACCCAGUAGCAGUUGGCAAAUGUCGCUCAAAGCAGCAGAGCUUACAGGAGGGUGACUACAGUGUAGAUGGCGCAUCGCAGCCAGGGGACAGAACUCUGUGUAUUCAGGUCCACGGAGAUGCCUCAUUCUCUGCACAGGGUAUCGUUGCUGAGACAUUCAGUAUAGCGGAGUGCCCGCAUUACAAUAUUGGUGGCAGUAUUCACUUAAUUGUCAACAAUCAGAUAGGGUUUACAACCGAGGCUAAUAGGGGAAGGUCUUCUAUGUACAGUAGUGAUCUCGCCAAAAUCAAUAACUACCCAGUUCUUCAUGUCAAUGCAGACUUUCCUGAGGAUGUUAUAAAAGCUACAGCUAUUGCUGCUGACUACAGACAGAGGUUCCGUAAAGACGUCAUCAUCGACUUCAUCUGUUUCCGGAAAUACGGCCACAAUGAAUUGGACGACCCAUCGUUCACUCAACCCCUCAUGUAUAACGCUAUCAAAGAUAGGAAGAGUAUUCCAGAUUCCUACGCUGAACAACUACUUGGAGAUGGUAUAUGUUCCGAAACAGAUAUUUCCUCUGUGCAGACGGAGUGGAGCAAAAAGUUGCAGGACAAUUACGCUGCCAGAGACUCAACUCCAGUCCCGCCAUAUGUGUUUCAAAGACAGUGGAGUGAGUUCGGGCAGGCCCCAGCUGCAAUAACCCAGUGGGAUACGGGCAUAACUGUGGAUACACUCAAGUUUGUUGGGGCCAAGUCUGUCGCCCUGCCAGAAGACUUUAAUGUUCACCCGACGGUUGGCAAGAACCACUGUGAGAAGCGUCGGCAGAAGCUGACUGAUGGCUCCAGUCUUGACUGGGCGACAGCUGAAGCCUUGGCGUUUGGCUCUCUCAUGCAGCAAGGGUACAAUGUGCGAAUCAGUGGCCAGGAUGUCGGACGGGGGACAUUUAGCCAUCGUCAUGCCAUGCUGGUUGACCAACUCACAGAUGAGAUUUACGUACCAUUAAAUCACAUGAUGGAUGAACAGGCUGGAUUUCUUGAGGUGGCAAACAGUGCGCUGACAGAGGAGGCAGUUUUGGGGUAUGAAUAUGGCAUGAGUGUCGACAACCCACGAUCCCUCGUUAUCUGGGAGGCCCAAUUUGGAGACUUCUUCAACGGGGCUCAGCCAAUUAUUGAUACUUACAUAACCAGUGGAGAGAACAAGUGGCUGCUGCAGACGGGGCUGGUGAUGCUGCUUCCCCAUGGGAUGGAUGGGGCGGGGCCGGAGCACUCCUCGUGUCGAAUGGAGCGCUUCUUACAGGGAUGUGACAGCAAGGAGACCGGGGUGGAUGGAGAUGAUGUUAACAUUCAGAUCCUCAACCCAACCACGCCUGCUCAAUACUUUCACCUGCUACGCAGACAGAUGGUUAGAAACUUCAGGAAACCUGCUGUUGUUGUAGCACCAAAGGUAUUACUACGCCUGGCCGCGGCAACCUCUGACCUCACACAGAUGGCUCCAGGGACGACUUUUCAGCCUGUACUCGGUGACCCUGGGGUCAAAGGGGACAAGGUCAACAAGGUGGUUUUCUGCUCAGGGAAACAUUUCUACUUGUUACAGAAGGAAAGGGAAACCAGAAACAUAGACGAUAUGGCCAUUAUAAGGCUGGAGAGUUUAUGUCCAUUCCCAGCCGGUGAACUGCAGACAGAGUUGAACAAGUAUCCCAAUGCAAAAGAAUUUAUCUGGGCCCAGGAGGAGCACAGAAACAUGGGAGCUUGGAGUUUUGUGGCUCCAAGAUUUGAAAAUGUUGUUGGUUGCAAGCUACGCUACGUUGGUCGUGAUGUGUUGGGACUGCCGGCGGUUGGAAUCGGUGAGAUUCACAAGGCCGAGGUGGACAGGCUUGUUUCUGAUCUCUUCUCGUGAGAAGAUGUAGUCUACCUCGGCACAUUAUAUUUCUAGGAAUGACUACAGUUGCCAUUUGCAAUGAUUCAGAACUGUAGCAUUUGCCAUUAUGACUACAGUGUUGACUUUAUUUUGCCAUUAUUUGUUUUUGUGAAAGUUUUGGUUUUACAUUAUAAUCAUACAUAUGCAUUUAACGGUUAGAUGGAAAAAACUAUUUAUGUAUAUUCAUGUAUUUCAGUGAUGUGUACAUUGUAGUUUGCUUGCAUAUUUGUCCACAGUAUUAUAAACAGUUGAUAUUUUAAAAAGACAGCUUCGAUUUAUUUCACUGAUUUCUUUACCAGCAUUAGUUUGGAUGAUAUUUUGUUUAACACAUUUAUUUUGCUCAUUUUUUUAAUACCAUGCCAAGUAGAUUCCAUGUUAGGCUUCAAUUUUAAAACCUACAUGCCAGGCAGAGAAAACAACCCAAAACCAAGAAAAACAUUUUCCUACAUUUAACUAUUUUAAGAUAUAAAUGUACAGUAUACAAAAGAUGCUUAUGUACAGCAAACGCUCAUAUACAGCAAGCGUUUUAUAAAUGAAGAUUUUUUACGUAUUUGAAUUUUUGAAAAGUUUUUGUUUUUGGUUACGGAGGGCUAAAGCUUAUCAGCCAGAUUAUGCUCAAUUAGAUUCAAUUUGGCAGAGCCUAAGCUAUAUUCCAAACUUCAUUUAUAUGUGCUUGUUUAUUUAAUUCAAACACAAGUUUUCUAAUAAUGUAUGUGUUGUUUCGUGCUGCCGCAGUGUUGAAAUGUUCGAAAGGACCUUGCCACAAUAUCUGCAGAUCUGAGGUUGUCGACUCUCCAUCUAAAAGAUAAACUAUACACAUUAACAAAUAAAGUAUUUGAAGCUUUAUUCGCACUCUUAUCAAAAUUAGAUUAAAAAAGUGUGGUCGUUCGCCUAAAAUUCUCGAGUGUGGUCGUUCGCAUAAUUUAAUAUUGUACGAUAACUUUCAAAAACAUCAUUUCGCCUUGAAAAUGUAUUGUAAAUGGUAUAUAUUUACUGUUUAUAUAACUUUUUGUAAAGAACCAUUGGAAAAUAGCCGAUUUAUCAUUGUUUUUUGCAAGAUAAACAAAAUGUGUUGUCGUCUGCAUCGCUGAUUCCAAAUUUGUUUUUGAAUGUUCUCAAAAACUACAACAACAAGAAUAACAGGACAGUUUACCACAUGAAAGCGGAAAUCAUGUGGCGUACCAUGGGCUAGGUAUUGUUUUAAUUUGAUUCAAUUUAGUAAAGAAAAUAUACACAAACAUACCUUUUGUUGUGUCAAGAUCGCCGUGGUCGUACACAUGUGUGGUGACGUCACAAUUCUUGCUCCCUCACAGUGUGUAAUGGUCAGUUUAUAUUUUGAGAUUUAUGAAUAUCUUUUUUUGUAUUCUUAUAGCUUGUUUUUGAUAAAAAAAAGCAUUUGUUAAUGAAAUAAUUGCUGAAGAUAAACAUGUAAAAAAAUGUUAAUGAUACAUGUUACAAGAUGAAGUGUAUAAAUAGAACUGUGAUAAUUUAUAGUUGUAAAAUAAAGUGUGA